Messenger RNA from Sebastes umbrosus (honeycomb rockfish), 1506 nucleotides. It is a transcript of the gene mcfd2, whose product is annotated as multiple coagulation factor deficiency 2, ER cargo receptor complex subunit. Gene Ontology annotation, molecular function: calcium ion binding. Bases 1 to 474 code for a protein of 157 amino acids. NCBI's taxonomy places the organism in Eukaryota, Metazoa, Chordata, Actinopteri, Perciformes, Sebastidae. The transcript has 3 exons. The record is from RefSeq and is a predicted model, not a curated record.
AUGAGGAGUGGCAGGUUUAGUGUGCAGUGUGGGGGUCUGCUCCUCGUCCUCCUGUCCUGCUGUCUGCUGAGUGUUCACUCUCAGGUGGAUCCACAGCAGCACCCGCCGGUCGUAGCCAGUGCAGCUCAGGUAUCCGGCCACGGUCACGGUCGCCUGGACAAAAACAUGAUCCAGGACAAAGACCACAUCAUGGAGCAUUUAGAGGGAGUGAUAGACCAGCCAGAGAAAGAAAUGUCACCACAGGAGCUCCAGCUGCACUAUUUCAAGAUGCAUGAUUACGAUGGCAACAACCUGCUGGAUGGGCUGGAGCUAGCCACAGCGAUCACACAUGUACACAGAGAGGAGAGAGGAGAGAACAGCACGCCUAUGAAAGAGGAGGACCUUAUCAUUCUCAUUGAUGACGUUCUGAGGGACGAUGACAAAAACAAUGACGGUUAUAUAGAUUAUGCAGAGUUUGCCAAAUCACUGGAGUAAGAUGUCACCUAAGCACUGUCAUCUGUCAUGUCCACAACAACAACAACAACAACAAGGAAUCUGCAGAGAAGAGAAGGUGAACUGAGAAGCCGCCAAGCUGUCUAGAAAACCAUAAUUUAAUCUUUGCUUUCUCUCUCGCAGGCGGUCAAUCAGGGUUACUGGGAAUUUAUGAAGUUUGGGAAAUUUUAGUACUUUCUAAGCUUGUGAUGCAUCUUUUUUCUCAUGUGAUGUCCAAGCUGGUAGCAGAAAAACUGGUUAUAUCAGUAAUUUAAUAAGCAAUAAAACAGGAGGAAAACAAAACGGCCUGUUUUUUAGUUGGACUCUGGUGUGUGCUGACACUUGGAGUGGCAUUUCUACACCUUCUGCUUUUGUAGGUUCCUUGAAAUCAUGCCUUUUUUUAUUUUAAAGGGUCAGUUUACCAAAUAUCACUAAGAAACACAGUGAGAAUGUAUGUUUUUUUUUGUAAUUUUGGGUGAAUUGGCCCUUUUACUAUGUACAGGAGCUCUGUAGUUCUUCUUUUAGUGGUGCUACACUUCAUUCACUCUGGUGGCCCACGAGCAUCUAAACAGGAUGUCAUCCACAGUUUCCAUGUGAAACUGGUUUCACCCUGUGCGGCGUGCACACUGGACUCAAGCAGACACACACUCAUUAUUAAUAACACACUGUCGCUGUGUGAUACUCAACGUGGUGGACCAAAUGAUUCCUUCUGUGAAUCCAUUUCAUUUGUGAUGAGGAUGAGGCGAACGGGUCGUUCUCAUGACUUUGGCAAAGUGGCCUUGACUUGCUCAGAUUGUGCAGUAGCCUGAUGUAGUGUGUGUGUGUGUGUGUGUGUGUGUGUGUGUGUGUGUGUGUGUGUGUGUGUGUGUGUGUGUGUGUGUGUGUGUGUGUGUGUGUGUGUGUGUGUGUGUGUGUGUGUGUGUGUGUAUGUAUGUGUGUGUGUGUAGAGAGAGUAGUAAACCUUGCUGAACUGAUGAGUUUAUUUUUGAGGUCACAGGCAGAACAACACAAUAUUGAAUGUUACAGCGGAGACUC